AUGCGCGCCGCGGGCGUCGAGCCCUUCGCCUACGGCUUCGAGGCGUCGCACAGCGCGGCGGCGGCGCAGGCCGAGUGGGCGGGUCUGGAGAACGGCGCGGAGGACGAGGGCGCGCGCGUGUCGGUCUGCGGGCGCCUCAUGGCGAAGCGCGUCUUCGGCAAGAAGCUCGCCUUCUUCGGGCUGCGCGACGCGACGGGCGAGAUCCAGCUCUUCCUCGAGAAGAAGCGCGUCAACGGCGGCCUCGGCGACGGCGACCCGAAGACGUUCAAGAAUCUGCUGGAGUGGACGGACGGCGGCGACGUGGUCGGCGCGAGCGGCACGGUGAAGCGCACGGACAAGGGCGAGCUGAGCGUCUACGUCGACGACUGGACCAUGCUCACGAAGGCCCUCGCGCCGUUGCCGGACAAGCACAAGGGCCUCGUCGACGUGCAGACGCGGUACCGGCGCCGCGAGCUCGACCUCAUCGCGAACCCGGACGUGCGGCGCACCUUCGAGCUCCGCGCGAAGAUCACGUCGGGCAUCCGGCGCUUUCUGGACGACCGGGGGUUCCUCGAGAUCGAGACGCCGACGCUCCACAGCCAGCCGGGGGGCGCGGAGGCGAAGCCCUUCGAGACGAAGCACAACGCGCUGGAUUUGGACCUGACGCUGCGCAUCGCCACGGAGCUCCACCUCAAGCGCCUGGUGGUGGGCGGCUUCGACCGCGUCUACGAGCUCGGCCGCAUCUUCCGCAACGAGGGCGUGUCGACGCGGCACAACCCCGAGUUCACGUCCGUCGAGCUCUACCAGGCCUACGCGGACUACGACGACAUGAUGGUCCUCACGGAGACGCUCGUCGAGUCCCUGGCGGAGAAUCUCGUGGGCACGACGCAGCUGCCCUACGCGGACGAGACCAUCGACGUGUCGGCGCCGUGGCGCCGCGUGACGAUGUCCGAGGUCGUGAGGGACGCGGGCGUCGACUUCGAGGGGCUGGAUUUGGACGAGGCCAAGGCCGCGGCCAAGGCCGCGGGCGUGCCCGCGGCCCUCGCGGACAAGCAGGAGACCCUCGGCUACCUGCUGAACUGCUGCUUCGAGGAGCUCUGCGAGGCGUCGCUCCGGCAGCCGACGUUCGUCACGGACUACCCCGUGGAGAUCUCGCCGUUGGCCAAGCCCCACCGGUCGAAGCCGGGCCUCGUCGAGCGCUUCGAGCUCUUCUGCGUCGGCCGCGAGCUCGCCAACGCCUACUCAGAGCUCACGGACCCCGUCGACCAGCGCGCGCGCUUCGAGGCCCAGGCCGCGAAGAAGGCCGCGGGCGACGACGAGGCCUGCGGCGUCGACGAGGACUUCCUCGCCGCCGUCGAGCACGGCCUCCCGCCCACGGGCGGCCUCGGCAUCGGCAUCGACCGCCUCGUCAUGCUCCUCACGAACGCGCCGUCCAUCCGCGACGUCAUCGCCUUCCCGCUCCUCAAGCCCGAGGCCUAG
Messenger RNA from Aureococcus anophagefferens, 1458 nucleotides. RefSeq lists its product as hypothetical. The transcript has a single exon. The coding region runs from base 1 to 1458 and encodes 485 amino acids. Gene Ontology annotation, molecular function: tRNA binding; ATP binding; lysine-tRNA ligase activity. Gene Ontology annotation, cellular component: cytosol; cytoplasm. NCBI's taxonomy places the organism in Eukaryota, Pelagophyceae, Pelagomonadales, Pelagomonadaceae. Gene Ontology annotation, biological process: lysyl-tRNA aminoacylation. The record is from RefSeq and is a predicted model, not a curated record.